Molecule: messenger RNA, 1884 nt
Organism: Peniophora sp. CBMAI 1063
Lineage: Eukaryota; Fungi; Basidiomycota; Agaricomycetes; Russulales; Peniophoraceae
Source: the annotation of a GenBank genome assembly
AUGAGUGCCUUCGGAGGAGGUCUGUUUGGCCAAAAUAACCAGAAUCAGAACGCUGGGACUGGGCAACAACCGCAAGGAGGGAACGCCUUCGGUGGUGGUGGCGGAAGUAUAUUUGGAGCAGCCAACAACAACAACAACGCGGCAGGAGCUACCGGCCAGAAUAGCACCGGCGGUGCUACCACGACUGGCGGUUUAUUCGGCAACGCGGGGGGCGCUACCGGCACAUCACUCUUUGGCGGCGGAGGCGCGUUUGGAGCGAACAACAACCAGAAUCAGUCCGGCGGGACAACGGGUACAGCUGGUGGUGGAUUAUUUGGCGCCACAAACCAGAACCAGACAGGCGGAGGAUUAUUCGGUGCCAAGCCUGCAGGCGCUGCACCGGCACCAGGCGGCCUAUUUGGAGGAGGAGCUACAGCUGGAACGGCUCAAACUGGCCAGACUGGUGCAGCGGGGGGCGCUGCAGGGACUGGUGGAGGUGGCUUGUUCGGUGCAGCUGGUGCCGCGGCGCCCGCGAGUGGCGGCGGGCUGUUCGGCGGAGUAAAGCCGGCGACGGGCGGCGGGCUGUUUGGCAAUGCGGGCGGCGCUACCGCUGGCACAUCAACUGGAACAAAACCCGCUGCUACAACGCCUGCAGGCGGUGCGCCGGGUGGAAGCCUGUUCGGUGGUGCGGCGGGAGGCAGUCUGUUCGCCAAACCUGCCGACCAGAAUGCCGCAAAACCAGCAACAGGCGGCUUAUUCGGCGCAGCACCCUCAUCCACUGCCGCUACAGCAGGAGCCUCGACGGGGUCACUCUUCGGCGGGGGCGCAGAUAAGCCUGCCACUGGAACCGGCACACCUGCAGCCACUACGGGGGGUGGACUAUUCGGCGCUGCGCCAGCUGCCUCCGGCACGGCACCCGCUGCCGGAUCGUCAACGACUACCGCACCGAGUGGCGGAGGGUUGUUCGGUCUUCCCAAGAAGCCCGAGGAGGCUCCAAAGCCCGCCGGUUCUGCCGCGCCCGCGACUGGGUUGUUCGGAGCUGCAUUUGCAUCUGGCGCCGCCAAGCCUGCUGAAGAGAAGAAGGACGGUGCUCCUGCCGCACCCUCACUAUUCGGCAGUCUGGGCAAACCGGCUGCCGCAGGCUCUGCGACGGGGACGGCAGCACCCGCGGCAGGGACCAGCACUGGCACUGGAACAACGGCAGCUCCGGCAGUAACGUCGACCGCGAUAUCAGUGCCGCCGCCAUCCAUGCUCCGUGGCAAGAGCAUCGAGGAGAUCGUGAACCGGUGGUCGAGCGAUCUCGAAACCCACGUCCGCCAAUUCACGAAGCAUGCCUCCGAGAUCGCGGUGUGGGACCGUGCGCUGAUCGAGAAUGGCAACAACAUUGCCGCGUUGUUCAGUCACGUUUUGGCCGCAGAGCGUGAACAGAAUGACAUUGACCAGGCUCUCGAUCACAUCGAACAGCAGCAGAAGGAGAUCUCGGCGACCGUUGACCAGUACGAGAAGCAGGUGGGCGAGGUGCUCGGCAGCCAAGGCGGUAUGCUGCGCGGGCUCGAUACGGGUCCUGCCGACGCAGAGCGCGACAAAAACUACAUCCUCGCUGCUGAACUCCACAACCAACUGGACGACCUCUCCUCAUCCCUCGGCCAACUCAUCGACGCAACAAACGCUGUCACGCUCGGCCCAACAGACGGCAAAGCCGCUGCCGCUGAAGACACCAUGUCACAGAUCGCGCAAGUCUUGAGCAGCCAUCUGGAGAACUUGCAGUGGAUCGACAACGCGUCGCGCGAGCUUGAAGGCAAGGUGCAGACCGUUGAGAAGGAGGUCAGGUCGGCAGGCGUUGGCUAUGGCGCUACUUCACCGCCGCCGGGACAGAGGAGGAAUGCGUACGGUGUGAAUCGUUAG